AUGCCGGGUGCACUUGGAAAUGCCGGGUGCACUUUGAGAUGCCGAGUGUACUUGGAGAUGCCGGGUGUACUUGAAGAUGCCGAGUGCACUUUGAGAUACCGGGGGCACUUGGAAAUGCCGGGUGCACUUGGAAAUGCCGGGUGCACUUUGAGAUGCCGAGUGUACUUGGAGAUGCCGGGUGUACUUGGAGAUGCCGGGUGCACUUUGAAAUUUUUGGCAUAUGAUAACGCAACUACUUGUGGAUUAGUAUGGACUCCGAAUUUCGUAGCUUACAGAUGCCGCACAUGUGGCAUAUCUCCGUGCAUGUCCCUGUGCACGGACUGUUUUAAAAGUGGAAACCACGUAAGGCACGAUUUCAAUAUGUUCCUCAGUCAGGCGGGUGGAGCUUGCGACUGUGGAGAUACUUCGGUCAUGAAAGAAGCAGGUUUUUGCGACAAACAUGGUCCAAAAAAGAGCUCCAGUAAAGGGAAAGCGCCAACUGACCUAAUGUGCGUUGCAGAAGCCAUGAUGCCCAGAAUUAUACAACGUUUGAUACAACAUCUUCGAGAAAACAGCGGAUCAGAUAUUCGAGGGUUGGAUAUCCACGAUACUCAAAGGAAGGCUAUACAAGAUGCUGAGAACUAUAUCACUAUGGUAGUGGAUUUCAAUAAUAUGGGAGGUUUGAUGAGACGAGUAAUAACGUCUGCUUUGACUAAUCCUCAGAAAUACAGAAUGUUAAAUCAAGUACCUGAGAACCCCGAGUCGGAGUAUGACCAAUAUUUGAUAGAAUCAAGGCUUGCCUACGAAAGAGCCUUGGAAUCCCUCCAAAAUACAGAGCCCCUAGAAGAAUACCAAGAGUACUACAAUUUUCAGGAAUCGUUAGUUCACAAAACUUUUCUGGAAGAGCUUGUGUUCUGGACCGUAAAAUAUGAAUUUCCCCAAAGGAUUGUUUGCCUCGUAUUGAACAUGCUUCCAGAUCCUGAUUACAAAGAAGCUCUGACUAGAGCGUUUGUCCUUCACUAUAGUCGCAUAUCCAUGAUGUUGGAGAGAUCUUCAGAUCCGGACACGUUGAGCAACCGAGUGGUGCAUGUCAGUGUACAGCUGUUCUCGAACGAAAACCUGGCAACAAGGAUGACGGAACAGUUGAAUCUUUUGCACGUUAUGGUAGUUAGUUUGAAGUACAUGAUGAGUAAGAUACUCAUAAGGAGUACGAUACAUGACGUAGAAGAAAACUGCCACUGGGUUGUUGACUGUGCAAAAACUGUCAUGAAAAACCAUUGCUAUUGGCCCUUGGUAUCGGAUCUGAAUAAUGUUCUGUCUCAUAGACCAGUUGCCUUGAAGUUUAUGUCUGAUGAUGGUCUGCUAGAAAUGUGGUUUUCAUUUCUCUCCAUGUUUCAAGGUAUGAACGUGAACCAGAAAGAAGUGGCUGCGCAUAUUGAAUUUGAGCCCAACACUUACUAUGCAGCUUUCAGUGCAGAACUAGAGGCGAGUGCCUAUCCUAUGUGGGCUCUGGUUUCUCAUCUGACAGAUUCCUGGACAGCCGCUUUAACUAGAAGGGUGUUAUCCCUUUGUAUCAAGGAACUGAGGGACUGGUUCGAGUCUAUUGCAUAUACAAAUCCUUCUGUGGAUGAUAGUCUUCAACUGUCUUUUCAUCUGCCGCUUCAUAGAUUUCUUGCAGUCUUCCUUGGUCAAGCCGUAUCUAAGCAGGGAAUCAAAUUGAAUGAGGUGCUGCCACCUAACGACUCGUUUCUGAACCUCGUUAUGAUGCAUCCUCUUCGAGUACAGAAUCUGGAAGAAAGUGUAAAACACUUAGCUAUUUGGGUAUUUUCAAAAGAUAUCCAAUAG
This is a messenger RNA of Leptinotarsa decemlineata (Colorado potato beetle), 1824 nucleotides long. It is a transcript of the gene Ubr3, whose product is annotated as Ubr3 ubiquitin ligase. The record is from RefSeq and is a predicted model, not a curated record. Gene Ontology annotation, biological process: ubiquitin-dependent protein catabolic process via the N-end rule pathway; protein ubiquitination. Gene Ontology annotation, molecular function: ubiquitin protein ligase activity; zinc ion binding. NCBI's taxonomy places the organism in Eukaryota, Metazoa, Arthropoda, Insecta, Coleoptera, Chrysomelidae. Gene Ontology annotation, cellular component: cytoplasm; ubiquitin ligase complex.